Alternaria arborescens is the source of this 732-nucleotide messenger RNA. RefSeq lists its product as hypothetical. Gene Ontology annotation, biological process: pectin catabolic process. The record is from RefSeq and is a predicted model, not a curated record. Gene Ontology annotation, cellular component: extracellular region. Gene Ontology annotation, molecular function: pectate lyase activity. NCBI's taxonomy places the organism in Eukaryota, Fungi, Ascomycota, Dothideomycetes, Pleosporales, Pleosporaceae. Bases 1 to 732 code for a protein of 243 amino acids. The transcript is spliced from 3 exons.
AUGCAGUUCACUUCAUUCACGCUUGCCACUCUCGCCGCUUCUUUGGCUUCUGCCCAGGUUCUCAAUGUCCCUGCUAGAGUCGGCACUGUCCAGCGUGCUUCCAACGCUCGCAUCUCUGCAAACAGAGAUUUCGGCAUGGCAGAGUUUGACAGCGGCAUCACCUGCGAUGACGAGACGAAUGGACCGCCAGUCUUCAUCCUUGACGAUGGCGUGACCAUCGAAAACUUGAUCAUCGGUCCCAACCAGAUCGACGGUAUCCAUUGCCGCGGCCGUUGUACCCUGAAGAACGUUUGGUUCAGGAACGUCUGCGAAGACGCCGUCACCGCUCUUGGACCAGGCGACGUCCUCAUCGAGGGCGGCGGCGCCACAGGCGCCAACGACAAGGUCAUCCAGCACAACGGCAAAGGCCGCGUAACUAUUCGCAACUACACCGUCACGAACUCGGGCAAACUCUACCGUAGCUGCGGUAACUGCUCCAACAACCAAGCAAACAGUCCUCGCCAAGUCGUCAUUGAAAAUGUUCGCGCCAGCGGUAUGACUUCGGACCUUGUUGCUAUCAACAACAACUUUGGCGACACCGCUGUUAUCACUGGUACUUGUGGUAGCAACAAUAAGGAUGUUUGCAUGAACUACUUGGGCGUUGAGAAGGAGGCGGGGAGGGAUGGUCCGCCCAUGAGGAACAACAAUGGUUGCUCUGGCCUAGGAAGUGCUGACUCCCUUCCCGUCUGCUGA